AUGGAGAACCUGCUGUCCCUCGCCUUCGACAACCUCUCCUCCUUCGACGGCCCCAAGAUCCGCAAGGGCCUGAAGCAGGUCGAGGGCCUGCUGGCCAACAUCUGCCUGUCACGCCAGCAACCAAACAGCAAGGACAAGGGCCGCCGCGCCUCGACUGUCGCCAAGGAUCCGGGACAACAGGACCAGAGCCAGGAGCCGCCCCCGACGAAGACGCUGUCCGAGCUCACCGACGACCCGGCCUUCUACGAGUUCUUCAAGCUGCAGGAGGGCUUCGAGUGGAACGUCGCCAUGCGCCUCGUCACCACCCUCGACCGGCUGCUGGCUAAGGGCGGCGACGGAUCAAACGACCUGCUGAUGCUGAGCGCGCUGGACUUGAUCCAGGGCGUCAUGCUGCUGCACCCGCCCAGCAAGGCGCUGUUCUCGCGCGAGAUGUGCAUGAACAUGCUCCUCGACCUCCUCGAGCCCGACUUCUGCCCCGCGAUCCAGUCCGCGACGCUCCUCACGCUCGUGACGGCCCUGAUCGACACACCACAAAACACGCGCACCUUCGAGAACCUGGACGGGCUGCUGGCCGUGACGUCGCUCUUCCGGUCGCGCGGCACCAGCCGCGACGUCAAGCUCAAGCUAAUCGAGUUCCUGUACUUCUACCUCAUGCCCGAGGUCCCCUCGAUCCCGAGCGCCGUCGUCCGCGACUCGGUCCCGGGCCUGCUGCAGCGCAGCCCUAGCAAGCUCGCCAAGGCCUUCUCCGGGUUCGCCAACGGCAACGGCGGCGAGGGCACAAGCCGCCGGCGCCCGCGCUCCGACAGCGACGACUGCCAGACCCGCAGCCAGGAGGAGAAGCAGCUCCUGCUGGGCCGCCAUCUGAAUAGUGUCGAGGAGCUGGUCAAGGACCUGAGACAGUCGACGCCCUUUGGCGGAGUCGUGUGCUGA
Messenger RNA from Anthostomella pinea, 930 nucleotides. Lineage: Eukaryota; Fungi; Ascomycota; Sordariomycetes; Xylariales; Xylariaceae. The record is from the annotation of a GenBank genome assembly.